Messenger RNA from Lemur catta (Ring-tailed lemur), 2659 nucleotides. RefSeq lists its product as uncharacterized. NCBI's taxonomy places the organism in Eukaryota, Metazoa, Chordata, Mammalia, Primates, Lemuridae. Bases 81 to 1940 code for a protein of 619 amino acids. The transcript has 16 exons. The record is from RefSeq and is a predicted model, not a curated record.
UUAAGGAGUUAGGAUCUUGGGGUGGGGAAUGAAAACUGUAGUUCCCAGGAGACCUGGACGUUGCAGGACAGUGAGUUGACAUGAGUGACUCUAAAGAGCUGGGGCUCCUGGAGGAGGAACGGCUGACAGGCAGCAGCAGUGCAUUUUUUGCCAGAGUCUUAGGAUCACACCAGACUCCUGGAUGCAGAAGCUCUGCAGGGUGUCUGGGCCGCGGCCCCCUGGUGCUGCUGUUUCUGGCCUUCAUGCUCCUUGCUGUGCUUCUGGUGACCAUCAUCAUCCAAGUCUCCAAGCUUCCCAGCUCCCUGGGGCAGGAGCAGUCCAGGCAGGAGGCGAUCUACCAGAAACUGACCCAGCUGAAGGCUGGACACUGUGAGUUUCCAGAAACGUCCAAGCAGGAGAAGAUCCACCAGGAACUGACCCAGCUGAAGGCUGCAGUUGACCACCUGUGUCGCCCCUGUCCCUGGGAAUGGACAUUCUUCCAAGGAAACUGUUACUUCUUCUCCAACUCCCAACGGAGCUGGCAUAACUCCCUCACUGCCUGCCAGGACGUGGGGGCUCAGCUGGUCGUCAUCAAAGGCGAGGAGGAGCAGAACUUCCUACAGCUGAAGAGUUGGGGAGGUGAGCGUGCAGCCUGGAUUGGGAUGUCAGACCUGACUCAUGAAGACACGUGGCAGUGGGUGGAUGGUUCGCCUCUGCCGCCCAGAUUCAACAAAUAUUGGCACCAAAAUCAGCCAGACAACUUUGAGAACGAAGACUGUGUGGAAUCUACGGACAGUGGCUGGAAUGACCAGAAAUGCGAUGUUGCCAGACUCUGGAUCUGCAAAAAGUCUGCAGCCUCCUGCUCUAGCGAGGAAGGUCGGGUUCCUUCCUCAGCCCCUGCUGCCCCAACCCUGUCUGCUGAAUGGCAGAACAUUACCAACUUAAAACCAGUUACUGAGACAAUGAGGAUUGCCAAGGAAGAAAGGAGACUUACUGCAGAGGACAUCAACCAGAUGUGGAAGAACUGCCUCAAAUCUGCCUCCCCAACCGACAGGAUUCAUGCCUGCAAGCACCCCUCUGAUCAAAAUGUGGAACGUUUCAUCACACAGAUGAAUCCAUUCUACCUGCUCCUGGUCAAUCUCCACCGGCUCCUUCCAGUAGAUUUAAGGAGUGAGGAUCUUGGGGUGGGGAAUGAAAACCGUGGUUCCCAGGAGACCUGGACGUUGCAGGACAAGGAGGAACGGCUGACAGGCAGCAGCAGUGCAUUUUUUGCAGGAGACUUAGGAUCACACCAGACUCCUGGAUGCAGAAGCUCUGCAGGGUGUCUGGGCCGUGGCCCCCUGAUGCUGCUGUUUCUGGCCUUCAUGCUCCUUGCCGUGCUUCUGGUGACCAUCGUCAUCCAAGUCUCCAAGCUUCCCAGCUCCCUGGGGCAGGAGCAGUCCAGACAGGAGGCGAUGUAUCAGGAGCUGACCCAGCUGAAGGCUGCAGUUGACCACCUGUGUCGCCCCUGUCCCUCGGAAUGGACAUUCUUCCAAGGAAACUGUUACUUCUUCUCCUACUCCCAACAGGACUGGCACGACUCCAUCACCGCCUGCCAGGAUGUGGGGGCUCAGCUGGUCGUCAUCAAAGGCGAGGAGGAGCAGAACUUCCUACAGCUGCAGAGUUCCGGGAGGAACCGCUUCUCCUGGAUUGGGAUGUCAGACCUGACUCAUGAAGGCACGUGGCAGUGGGUGGAUGGUUCGCCUCUGCCGCCCAGCUUCACCAAGCAUUGGAACAGCGGGGAGCCCAACAACAUUGGGGAGGAAGACUGUGUGGAAAUAUUCAGCCAGGGCUGGAACGACCACAGAUGCGAUACUGCCAAAUUCUGGAUCUGCAAAAAGUCUGCCGCCUCCUGCUCCAGGGAGGAAGGGUGGGUUCCUUCCUCAUCCCCUGCUGCCCCAACCCAGUCUGCUGAAGAGUAGAAUGUUCCCAACUUAAGGCAGGGUUCCUUCUCCCCGUCCCCAGACCUUACAACGCCCUGGGAGAAUCCUGAUGCCCCGUGGGCCUGGGUCCCCUUCCGUCCUUCCUCUGAUGCCUGACCUUUCUCCUGGCUCAGAGGUUGUGGUUCCUGCCCCUCCUGGGAGCUUUCGCAGUGACCUGGUGUGGGCGCAUUCAGGGCGUGGUGUGCUCCGUCAAUCUACUCUCUCUUCUCCCCAACAUCAGAAUAUUUGAAUGGCCAUGUGUAGCUGCCACGUGCCCGGGGCUUCACGCCCUCCGUGCACACCUUCCUUGUGCUCACCUUCCACCUCCCACCCCUGCACGCCUUUGCCUGAGCACUUGCUGGUUGCAAGAAGUCAUCUUGCAGGCUGGAAGCGCCAGGUUAUUAAAUGCCCCAGUUACCCAGUGGCACCUGUAGAUGGCAUGGAGCCCCCCAACACCCCCGCACACACAUACAACUAUUUUUUUUGUUAUUCUUGCAUCUCCUCUGUUUGACUGUUUUGAGGUGCAUCCUUUAUAAUAAAUUGAUACAUACAAGCAAAGUGUUGUCCUGAGUUCCGUGGGUUAUUCUAGCAAGUUCCUAAACCUGAGAGGCAGUUGUGGGAACCCUCAAUUUCUCAUCAGCCAGGUAGAAAUGCAAGUGGCCCUGGCACCCCUUUGCAGCUGGCAUCUUCAGCGGGUUCCAUCUUGUGGGAUAGAGCCC